AUGUCAGAUGACUUAUUAGAAUCUAUAAUUAAUUAUUUUCCUAAAGAUGCUAAUACAUUUCUUGAAUCAUUAACACCUGAAGAAAUGACAAUUGCAACACAAAUUGCUGGAGAAAAACCUUUAACUGAUGAACAAGAAGAUUGGAAUGAAUUUUUGUUAGUUGUUCGUGAUCAAUCAGAACCAUUAUAUAGAAAAAUUAUUAAAGAAGUUAGAAAAGAGGAUGAAAAAGUUAAUAAACUUUCUUAUAAAGGUCGUCAAUUUAUAAAAAAGUUUCAAGAAAAACAAAAAACUGUCUUUCAACCACAUGGAAUUUUAGUUAUGCCUAUGGCUGCAAGAAUGAGUGCAUUAGAAUUAUUUUUAAAUUAUCUUGAUCUUCCUGAAAUAGAAAAAGAAGGCGUUGAUUCUAUAAUUGAUGUCUUUCGUAAACACCUUCCGGUACCACUUUAA
Messenger RNA from Strongyloides ratti, 447 nucleotides. Its product is annotated as Nematode fatty acid retinoid binding family-containing protein. The coding region runs from base 1 to 447 and encodes 148 amino acids. The transcript has a single exon. Lineage: Eukaryota; Metazoa; Nematoda; Chromadorea; Rhabditida; Strongyloididae. The record is from RefSeq and is a predicted model, not a curated record. Gene Ontology annotation, molecular function: lipid binding.